GUGGCAGUGACCGUUCAACGCCUGAAGCCACUCAGUGUGGAGUCGGAGCGGACGUUAAGGCCGAGCCGUUGGUCGUUACCACAGCGACAAGCGAAAGGGUGGACACACGGUCCCGCAUGCGGUGACUUGUGUGAAACCGUGGAGUCGUCAGUGCCAUCAGCCGCUGCUCGUUUUCAAUAACAUUUGGGAGGAAAGCGGAGAGCGGUAGGACCGUUCUGAUUUAACAUUAGAAAAUGGUUACAUGUCCCACAAAUGUAAUACUCAAAUGGCUUGAACAUCUGAAUAGUUCCUGGGCCUUGGAAGACAGUGAAUCUGCAGCAACAAGGGAAGGUGCCUCUGCAUUAUAUGAAAAGCUACUCCAUAACAAAGAAGUGGUAGGGAUUUCUCAGCAGGCCCAACAUCUGAUUGGUCCUCGGUUGCCAGAUUUUGAACAUGAGUCCUCAGCUGUGGAAGAACGUGAGCAGUAUCUCUCCGCACUGCUCAGCAGCCAGCAGAAUUUGGCCAGAACAGUCUUUGGAAAUUCACCUUUUGCUGUUGCCUUACACAUGCGACUAUUGUCACUUCAGAGAAUAUUCCACGCACUUUCUAACAAAUAUCACGAUCGGUUCAGACCGGGGCAUCAAGUACAAAGGCAGAGUUCUGACAGUAGAUUAGAUUUGGGAGAUGCAUUGGCCAGGAAUACGAGAAUAAAAUCGGGUACUGAUGUUCUGAUUGAGAUGGGAGUGAAGACUGGCUUAAGUCUACUCUUUGCACUAAUUCAACAAAACUGGCAACAAUCAAGGCUAGAUCCAAGCUUGAGCCUGUGCAAUGAUGUUUUGUGCACAGCAUGCACAGUUAUCAAUUCUCUACCUCCACUUUCUCUAGCAAAUGAAAAUAAAAUCCCUCAAGUUGGUUUGGAUUGCCUCGCACAAGUGACUACAUUUUUAAAGAAGAUGACCAUGCCCAGUUCUGGAGCUGACAUUCAAGGGCGAAGAUUGGCUUCAGAGCUACUAUUGGGUCUUGCAGUGCAGCGUGGGUCUUUGAAGUUCCUACUUGAAUGGAUUGAAGUAGCAUUAGCUGCUUCUGCAGCUGCUGCUAAUGUACCUUUUGCACCAGAGAAAGAAGGAAUGAUUGGAUAUGAUUGUUUCUUGAAAUCAUUGGAGCAACUGAAACAUUCUUCAAAUACGUGUGUAGAUAAUCUACAGAACCAAGAGCUUAAGAAGACUCCAGAUGGGCUGUGUUCUCUUUCUAAUGCAGCAAUUUGUCUUUGUGAAGAGAUUUGCAGGUUAGCCUUAGACUGCCUAUGCAGCACCAGCUCUCAGAACUCGCAAAGCCGAGACAGUGAAACAAGUACAGUGUAUGUUUGGGGUAGUAACAGUAGUCAUCAGUUGGCAGAAGGUACACUGGAGAAAAUUUUACAACCCAAAUUAGCACAUGGAUUUGCUAAUGCCCAGACGAUUGAGGCUGGACAGUACUGCACAUUUGCAAUUUCAGAAGAUGGCUCUGUAAAGGCUUGUGGAAAAGGUAGCUAUGGUAGACUUGGACUAGGUGACUCUAACAAUCAGUCAGCACCAAAAAAGCUCACUUUUGAACCUCAUCGCAGCGUCCGUAAAAUUUCAUCCUCAAAAGGUUCAGAUGGACACACGUUAGCAGUAACUACAGAAGGAGAGAUAUUCAGCUGGGGAGAUGGCGACUAUGGGAAGCUCGGACAUGGAAAUAGCGCAACACAGAAAUAUCCCAAACUGAUCCAAGGACCAUUAUUAGGAAAGAUUGUGGUCUCUGUGUCAGCGGGAUAUAGACAUAGUGCAUCAGUUACAUCUGAUGGAGAGCUUUAUACUUGGGGAGAGGGAGACUUUGGUAGACUUGGACACAGCGACAGCCAUAGUCGUAAUUUACCAACUCUUGUGAAAGAUAUCAGUAGUGUUGGCCAAGUAGCUUGUGGCAGCUCCCAUACUAUUGCUGUGUCUCAGGAUGGACGAACAGUGUGGUCAUUCGGAGGGGGAGACAAUGGUAAACUUGGUCAUGGGGAAACUAACCGAGUGUACAGACCAAAGGUAAUUGAAUGUUUACAAGGACUGUAUGUUAGGAAGGUGUGUGCUGGGAGCCAGUCUUCACUUGCAUUGACUUCUGCUGGACAGGUGUUUGCUUGGGGCUGUGGCUCUUGCCUGGGAAGUGGUUCUUCAGAAACUACAGCUCUUAGACCACGACUAGUUGAGGAGCUGAAUUCAACCAAAAUCAUUGAUAUUUCUUGUGGUGAUAGUCAUUGCUUGGCUCUAACACAUGAUAAUGAAGUUUAUGCUUGGGGCAAUAAUGCAAUGGGCCAGUGUGGACAGGGACACACAUCGACUCCAAUUGCCACACCAAAGAAAGUAAUUGGUUUGGAGGGAAUACCUGUACAGCAAAUCACUGCAGGAACUUCCCACAGCCUGGCUUGGACAGCUGCACCAACUGAUAGGCAGUUGGUAGCCUGGCACAGGCCUUUCUGUGUUGAUCUGGUAGAAAGUACAUUUAGUUAUUUGAGAACAUUUUUGGAUAGGUACUGCGAUGGCAUUAACAGUGAGGUACCUCCCCAGCCUUUCUUCUCUCAAAGGGAACACCAUCACUUUGUGUUUCUUUGUUUGAAGUUACUUUCCACUCACCUGUCCCUGGCUCAAGCUGGAGGAACUGGAGCUGCUGUCCUCGGACAACAGGGUAGACCACUAAGGAACUUACUUUUUCGGCUAAUAGAUUCAGAUGUUCCAAAUUCUAUUGAAGAGGCAGUCAACGAAACACUUUCAGUUGGUGCAUCCUUACUGUUGCCUCCACUCAGGGAACGUACUGAACUUUUACAUAAUCUACUACCUCAAGGUCCAGAGAGAUGGGAAAGCUUAUCAAAAGGACAAAGAAUGCAGUUGGAUAUCAUACUGACCAGCCUACAAGAUCAGUCCCACAUCGCAUCGUUGCUAGGUUACAGCUCACCUGCUGACAUAUCGGAAGGUUUCUCACAGAGUUACUCUUCUGAUCAGGACUCUUCCAAGUCGGGGAAUAUUGACCACUUACACUUAGCAGAAAUCCUUUUGAAAACUCUUUUGAGGAACAUCGGUUUCUACACGGAGCGAGCUUUUGGUGAGCUGGAGAAGAACAGUGAUAAACAACAAACUAAUACAACGCAUACAGAAAGUGAACCGCCUUCCCAUGUCCAUCAGCUGCUCUCUGCAUUGCAUAAACAUUUGCUGGCUCACUGUUACUCGAAUUCUACUGCUAAGGAUCACUUAAGUGUAGAUUUGCUGCAUAAACAUGUACAGUUGCUGCUGCUAUAUGCAUCCGAUACCUACAGGCGAUCUGCUGUUCUUCUGAAAGAAAGCUUGCUGGAUAAAAGUGUCACAGAAAAAUUGCAUGGUAUUCUUUUUAACUCUGCAGCUGGAAGCAUUUUGUGUCAAGUGAUCUACUCUCUUCUGUUGCUACCUGUUAGCAUUGUACGACCUUUGCUGGGCAAUCUUUUAGAUCUGCUUCAACCUCUUGAUCAUCUAAAUCGGCUUCUACCAGCAGCUAUGAUACUGGAGGAGCAGGAACUUGAAUGGGCAAUCCAUGAAUCUGGAAACAGUUCGGAACAAUCCAUUCUGCCCGAUGUUAAAUCCUGGAUUUGGUUAAUUGAUAUGGAACGAACCAUUUCCUUUACUGUUGGACAAUGUCUUGGAGAAAUGCUGCAAGGUCCUAUCCGUUCAGUAGAAGAAGUGAACUCAGCGUACUGGCUGCAAAGUCAGCUCCUCAGCAACGGCCUUGAAAUUGACUCUGAACAACUUGAUUUACUAAUGAAUUGUCUUACUGGAAAGGCAUUGGCUGGCUCUAUGGAACGGAAGUCUUUUGAGUUCCGAGUUUCUGAAGACACUGCAGCGCUUAUAGACGUUGCACUGGGUACUUCAAUUGAGCCAGGGUAUAAAAUCUGGAGCAGAAUGCAGGCCUACGCCAACAGCAGUGAAUGGGAGCAUUGUACGAGUGGAGACCAUUUAUUGGACACAGUGUCCCGAUUUGUCCUUGCCGUAUUACUCAAGCACACCGGAUUAUUUCAAGAGGCCUGCAAAGAUGACUGGUGCCAACCCAGUGAGAGACUAGUGGAAGUAUAUCAAUGUGUCUACAAGGUUAGAAGUACACUCUUGGCUCAAAAGAAUGUUGUCUAUAAUACUGCAAAUGUGCAGCUGCCUGCUUGGCCCAGACAGCUUUCAGAUCUCCCAGAUAAUGUUGCAGAUGAACCACGAGAAAGUUGUAGCACUUCUGCUGAGCAAACUGAGAAUGUUAGACAAUCAGAAGAAUCACAGUACAAUAUGGAAAGAGAGAUUGUACUACUGGACACAGAGGAUUUCCCAAAGAUAAGCAAGGUUUUGGAGUGUUUCCUAGCUCGAAAGGCUGCAUGUCACCAUGAAAAUGAAACUGUAUAUGAAUACUCAGGCACAAGUAGCCGGCCUAACAGCACAGGGAGCACGGAAGUUCCAGAAACUGAAAUUACUCUGAAAGAAAAAAGAAAGGAUUCAGAAGAGCAGUAUUCCUUUAUCUCCAUGUGCCACUAUGUAAUUCUGCGCUGUGCCUUCCUCAUUCUUGGAGUAAAGGCAGUGUGGCAGGGGAAAGGAUGGCAAGAAGAUCCAACAUUAGUUAAAACUAGGAAAGGAACUUCUCCACAAGAGGAACAGUCAUUUCGGGCUAGACUCAGACAGAAUCAAAGUGACUCUGAUGCAAAGAAGCAAGUGAGUGAAGAAUUUUCUGAAUGUCAGUCAAGAAUGCAGUCAAGAUCUUCUGAUCACACAUUAGGAGUGCCAUUGUGUUCACUGGGCAUUAUGAAAGAUGCAUGGCAGCUGCUACGACAGUGUAUUAGCCCACCAGAGAAUUCCCAGGCUACUACAUUUGCACCUUUGCUGAAUGAUAUCUUUCAAUUUCUCUGUGGACAUCUUACUCGGACUUCAAACCUGGUAGAACAAGAAGCGGGCGAGGAAUCUGACCCUAAGGCAAUUAUCACGGCAAUGAGUCACCAGCAACAAAGAGCAGAGCUCCGUCUUGAAGCCCUUUGCCAAAUUUCAUCCUUCCUUUCUGAAAUGGAGGGUAAAAGUGGCACUUCAUUGGAUAGUUCAGGACUGUCAGCAAAGUCUACAGGUCUUCUGCUGACAGUACAGUUGCAGUUUUUAACUGGCUGCUUUGACCUGGGAACAGCAAACACAACAAACAUCAAACGGAAUUGUGGAAAACUCCAGCAUUAUACGGAUGUAACACAGGCCGCCCAUGGAAGUACACAGAUGGAGCUCCAGUCCGCAGCACAUAAACUUUACCAGCAUUUGGUUUCAUCUCUGAAACAGGGACUUGCAACUGGAAAGGAAUUCUCAGGAGCACAGCAGCAUCUUCUGUUGGCCACCAUGUUUGCCUUAAACAUCCGAUACCAGCCUGCGGAUUUAUCAGUGGUCAUUAACAGCGGACUUCUAGAAGCUCUUUCAAAACUGACAAACUCGUGCCUUCUAGUGAACCAGCGUUGGCUGAUGGCAUCAGUGUCCGGCCAUUCCCAUCUAAAUGUUGCAUUAAAACUGGCUGGUGCUCGACUUCUGCAGAUUUUAGCUAUCACUGCUAGUUCCUAUGCAGACAACUUGUGCCCUGAGGUGGUUCAAGCGCCAAUGGAUGUAUUGUGCUGCCAGUUGCAAAAUUUCUUGCAUGCAAUGUGUGGAAAUUCAGCAUGCAAAUUAGCUGAAGAGGAAUGUACAGAGCAACAUAACUGUGGAUCCAGCAUCAGAUCAGAAAGUAAAGAUUAUGGCAAAAGCAGACGAAUUAUAGAAACCCAGUUGGGAGACUUUCUUGUUUUUUUGCGUCGUGUUAUCUCCUUCAAAAAUGUACAGAGCAAUAUUGUUUCUGUGAAAUGGAUUGAUCCACUUUUAUUGAUAGCUACACGGAUGCACGAAACAGGUGUUCCAUUUGUACGCAACUUACGUACCAAGCUGCUAGCAUUACAUAUUUUAGAGUCCCUGCUGCCUGCCUGCUUUGAACCGAACCAAAUUAAAGAGACCUUGGAGGGGCUCUUCAGUUCUCUUUCUGCUUGUAUGUGGGAAAUGCCACUUGCUUUAAGCAAAAAGGAAAAAGAAGUGGAUAAAGCAAAUGAGAUAGAGGAUAAAGAGGAUGACAAUAUACCCAUUAAAGAGUUUUCAUUUGAUCCAGAUAAAAUGGUUUGCUGUGUUAUGGAGUCUGGAAAUGUUUUAUCUCAUGGUGCAGGGGGCAAAGGAUAUGGCUUAGCAACAACAGCCAUAACAUCUGGCUGCUUUCAGUGGAAGUUUUACAUAACCAGAGAGAAUAAAGGUAAUGAGGGUACAUGUGUUGGAGUAUCACGGUGGCCCAUCAGAGAUUUCAACCAUCGUACAACAUCAGAUAUGUGGCUUUACAGAGCUUACAGUGGAAAUCUCUACCAUAGUGGGGAGCAAGGCUGUAUCCUACCCAGUUAUACACAGGGAGAUUGUAUAACCUGUGUCCUGGAUGUGGAAGCAAGAACAAUUUCAUUUGGAAAGAAUGGUGAGGAACCAAAAUUAGUCUUUGAAGAUGUUGAUGCAACUGAGCUGUAUCCUUGUGUGAUGUUUUACAGUAGCAACCCUGGAGAAAAGGUGGCACUUUGUGACAUGCAGAUGCGUGGAAUUUCUCGAGACCUCCUGCCUGGUGAACCAUUUUGUAGUCCUCUUAUGACUGUACUGGCAGAAGCAACUGUGCAGUUGAUCCGAAAACUCCAUAGCCAUGACACCUGGAUGUCUGCAAUUAACCACCACAUGCUUUGUAGACUCGAGCUAAUUAGUUCGAUAAUGAAAGAAGCAAAAGUUUUGAAGCUGAAUAAAACUCGAAGUAAAUAUUCUGUAAAGAAAAAUACCAGUGAAGAUAAAGAAAUAAAAGGACAAGAGGAAAAGUUAUUCAAGGGUGAAGAUAAGGCCCAAGGCAUCACAGACUUGGCUGAACUACAGCUAAGAAUGCUAUGUAGAGAGGUAUGGCCUGUUCUGGCAGUUGUUGGAGGAAUUGACUGCGGGCUCCGUGUUGGUGGCCAUUGUGUACAUAGGCCUUCAGGACGCAAAGCAAUCCUUUUAGGAGUUACGAAAGAAGGAGGCACUUCUGCAAGACUGCAGUGGGAAGAUGUGGAAAUCACCAUCAGCUUCCUGAAUUCUUGGUCUCCCAGUGACACACCACUCGCUACUCUGGAACCAUGCAAGCCUUAUCACUUUGAUAUCACAAGAUUUCAUGGUCUUAAACCUUCCAUGUUAUUGGACCUGACCUACUUGACAGGAGUCCAUGAAGAGCCUGAAAUAAGCAGCAAGGUGACACAAAAUAAAGAAUCCCCUGAGAAAGUUGUCAAGACUGAACUAGAAAAAAAGCUGGAUGAUGAAAUUGCAAAGUUUAUGGCAGAUGAUGACCAUAAAGACCCCUCUAACUUACAAAACCGGGAAUCUUCAAAUGUAUUCACUAAAAACUUACUGGAUCAUAAUGAAGAAAAUGAGGCUCAAAAAGGAUGUGCUUUAAAAAUGGAUGCUGACUUAAUUGAAAACUGUCAGAACUCAUGUGACAGGAGUGUACAAAGCCAUGAAUUAUUCCUAGCUGAAUUACGUGCUGUGCAACUUUCAUAUCUCUCCGUUGGGGCCAUGAAAACCCUUAGUGUCAUACUGAGUUAUGGAAAAUAUGCAGACUUACUCCUUGUUCCAAAUAUCACUGCAAACAGCCCUAGUAGUUCAGACUGUACCAAAUCUUCCUCCAGCUCCUUAGAGAAUGCUGAACUUAGAAUGGUCCUUCAUUACUUAAUGAGGUGCAUGGUGAAAUGGGCAGUGCGGCCAUGCCCAAUUAAACGAGUAAUUUCACUAGCUGAUCUAGAGCGUGCACAUGUCAUGAUCUUCAAGUGUGCAUUGGAUUCCCUGGUAGGAGAUUGUGGAACCAUGGAAAGUAAAGAUGCUUCAUUACCAGAAAAUGCAAGACUUCACUCUCAAGCAGCAUCAACUUCAUCUAGUACAGUUUCUCUUUAUAGUAACUCCUCUGAGGAAAGUACGGGCGUCCCCUUCUCAGUGCCAGCUUCAAAUUCUUCUUCGACUACUAAUUUGGGCUCUUUAGUGUCUGCUAAUGGACUAGAAAAUUUUAAUCCUUUCUUGCCUGUCAAUGUCUUACAACAAAUGGUUUUUGUACGAUUUCCUUCACUUUCUGGAUUGAUUAACAAUCCUUUAUUACUCCCUGGGUUGAAUGUGGUACCUACUAUCUCAGAUGAUGAUGGAGAGCAAAGAAAUUAUUUUUCAUUUCCUUCUGUCUCUACCAGGCAACAUAGCUCACCAGAUUGUAGAAGUGAUCCUCCUGAGCAUCCACCCCCUGUUGCUGUUCCCUUGCUAGAAAUGGGGUUUUCUUUGAGGCACAUUUGCAAAGCAGUUGAUGCUGCAGGUGUUUCUGGGGAUGCAGACCCACAAUCAAUUGAACAACUAGCCAGCUGGAUGUUAGAACAUCCACUAGCGGAGGAACAGGAAGUCAUUGUUUACUCUUCUGCAACUAUGGACAAUGAUUUAGAGACACCUGUAGAGCCUGAAGUUAUAAUGCACAAUCGAGCAACAACACUCAUGUCUCCUGAAGGUGUUGACAGGGAAGAUGCAAUUGAAGGAACAACUGAUGGUUUGGAUCAGAUAGAAAGAGGAAACUUUAUAGAUGUGCAUUUGACUAGAAAUAGGCCUCCACCUGCUCGAAGACGUAGAGCAAGUCAAGGACAGCGAUCUGCAUUCAGAGGAACUGGAUCUAGGUCUCCUCAGCUUGUACAGCCAUCAUUAAGAAGGGAACAUGGAACUGCAGGGUGGCAGGAGGCUGAUGCUAUGUCUGACCGCAAUCUGGAUGGAGAAUUGGAGCUCUGUUUUUCUGAGGAUCCAUUAUCUGAAGGUUCUGUUGAAGAUAUGUUUCCUUCUGAAUGUGGUACUGAAAAUGAAGCACAGGGCAUGUGGUUUUCUGAGAUGAUGGAUUGGCCUAACAUGUGCCAGGAUAGCUCGGAUGCAGAGGAGAUUGUUAUUUGUGAACUGUGUGAUACCCGUACAAUGCAGUUCAACAAUCACAUGAAGAGACAUCAUCCUGGUUGUGGAGAGAGUGCAGGUCACAUGGGAUAUCGGAGUAAUGGAGCCUAUGUUGAUGGUUGGUUUGGAGGAGAGUGUGGCACAGGGAGCCCAUACUACCUGAUGUGCAACAGUUGCCGUGCAAAAUACCUGGCUGAGAAACCAAGACUCAAGCCAGCCAAAUUAAGUCGCAAAACUAAAGGAUUAGCACCAGAUUUAAUAAACAAGCAUGAAAAUACACCUGAAGAAGACUGGGACAUGUUAGAUUCUGAAGGAAAUGAGCGGCUUACAGGACAGGAAGACUUUGCUUCAUUAGCUGGGCCGCUUGGGUUGAAUGACAGCAAAUUGAUUCCAGAUCCUGUCCAAUUUCCAGAACAGGAUCCUCUUGGAGCAUCAGUUGCCAAUGAUAAUACACAGGACUUGCUUUUAAAGAAAGGUUUAAAUAAGAUUGAUGAGAAAACAAGCUCCAGACUGACUUUGGGUGAACAAGCUGCGUCUCUCCGAGAUACCCAGGAAAGAGUGUUUGCUCUUCAGCGUAUUACAAUGGCUAUGCAAAUUCUUUUAGCACAUACCAUGGUUAUGAAAGCUUUAUCAUUGAUCUCUGUAAGUGGUUCCAUGUGCAGUCAGACAAGUGGCCUGGAAGCUCUUGGAUUAACUGACAUCCGUAUCUUGGUUCGAUUAAUGUGUCUUGCAGCUGCAGGAAGGGCUCAGCUGGCAAACAGUGGAACACAACAUUUAUACUCAAAUAAUCAGUUUGGAUCUUCAAAAGGAACAACAUGGAAUACAAGCUCCUGCUUGGUUUAUAUGAGUUCAGCUAUUGGCUGUCUAGUGGCAAACAAUCCUACUGCUUACAGGGUGUUAGUUGAUGUCUGUACUCAGGAUUUGAUUGCUGCUGCAACUGGGCUACAUAUAGGCAUGAUCCGUGAUGUGCAGCAGAAGAACAGGGUGCUUCACCUUUUCCACAGACCAGUAAAAGACAACAAACUUUCUGGCUCUCCCAACUUUCUGGUAACUCAAGCUUUGGUUGAGCUGCUCACAGAAAAAGGUUUCCGACAUCAGUCGAGCCGUGACAAAGAAGAGGCAGAACCCAAGGAUAUUGCACCAAAUACUUCCUCAUCUCCCUAUUAUUCAUCAUCACUUGUAGGACCCUUGGAACUGGCCAAUGCACUUGCAGCAUGUUGCCUGUCAGGAAGACUGAGUUCUGGACAUCGUCAGUGGGCUGCACAGCAUCUUGUACAGGCCUUGUCUACAUCAGAAAGGAGCAACCAGUUCAGACCUCAAACCUAUGCAGAUUUAGCAGGGGAUCUCCGGAAAUGUCCUACUGUUAAGCUGGAAGCACAUGAGAACCGGGUCGUAAGUUCUUCCUGGUCAAUUACAAAGGGUUUGCUAGCCACAAGUGCCCUGGAUGGAACCAUUCGCCUGUGGACUUUAACAAAAAACACAGUUGCUUUAACGCAAACCAUUUGCUUUAAAACUUGUGAGGACUCAGAUAAGAGGCCAUGUACACCAGCAGGUGAUGUCAAUUUGUCUCCUGUACACUGGAGUACAGGUGGUGGAUUCUUUGCAGCUUCGCAAGACAAAAUAAUCAACAUAUAUCUAGUGGAUGGAAACCAAAUCUAUGUGAAGAUUCAGCCUUCCUGGGUAACUGCUUUAACCUGGGCGGAUGUUCAAACACCGUUUUUAAGCAAAAACAAUAACAGACAAGCUGAGUUUCUAUUAGUGGGUCGACUGGAUGGAUCAAUUGGCUACAUUGAAGUUACAGAAACAUCUGUUUCUGACACCAUUGACCUAGUUCAUUGUCAGAGGAAAGAUGUUGCUGUUCAAUGCAUUGCCUGGUACAGUGAAGACAAACCAAUUGCAGUUGGAUACUCUGAUGGGAAAAUUUUGCUUACAACAAGAGAGCCACAUAAUCCAGAAGAGCCUGUGAUACUUGAUUCAUUUCAGGAAAGUGUAACGAGCCUGAAAUGGGAUCCAACUGGGCACCUGCUGCUUGCUGUUGCCAGAGAAGAGAUGGUGAAAAUCUGGGGGAGAGUAGGCCGUGCCUGGCUUGCAAUCCAAACGCUCUUCCACUCAGCAUUAGUCAAUACUUCAGCAUGGUGUCCACUUCCAGGAAAAGGUCUGGAUCCGAGACUAAUGCUCGCAGUAGGUUGUCAGAAUGGCUUAGUUUAUGUUUGGACAUUACCACAAGGUGGCACUGCUAUAACAUUACCAAACCUCUUGCAUUCUCCUGAUGUACAAGAAAGACGUGCUGAGGAGAAAUUUCAGUUCAGAAGUAGAUCCAAGUGUGUGUUUCGUCUCAACGCUCAUAUAACUGCGGUGAUAUUGGUAUCCUUCAAUUCUGAUGGUUUAACACUUUUGUCUGGAGGAAUUGGGGGUUUGAUAAAUAUCUGGUCUCUGCAGGAUGGUUCAGUUCUACAGACAGUGGUGACUGGUUUAGGGUCAGUAGUUGGCAUAGCCUGGAUUCCAGAUAUUGGAGUAACAGCUUGUUCCAGCAGAUCAAAGGAUGUCCUCUUAAUCAAAUGUUGCCCAGAGUGGAUCUCACAGAAUCAUAUCUUAGCAUCCUGUCGAAUGGCUCUCCGAACACAGGGUAUUGUUGGAUUGAAUAAGGCUCCUUGUAUGAAAGUGUUUAUCGAAAGAUUGCCUUUGCUGCUGCGUACACAAUAUGCAUAUGAAAAGUCACAUGUAGCCUGUGGAGAUCAACUGAUACACAGCACCUUCCUGCAAAGUUUGGCCUCCCUUACAGUAGGCCUAUGUUUGGACCAGUUUCUUACCAGAACAGCAGAUCCACCUCACCAUAAAAGCAGUACCCUGGAACCAGUUUCUUCAGAAUGGGGUUGGCUAGCAACUUUCUCUGCUACUAUUAAGACUGCUGAAGCUCUGGCAAAAGGAACUGCUUUCCCAGAAACAUUUAGUGUUCCAGAUCUCAGCCAGGAUUCAGGGUCAGAAGUCAUCAAAGCACUGGAGAACAAUAAGUGGAGUUGCUUAAUGGAUGAGCAGCUUAUGGCCUGGGCCACAUCUAAACCAGAGGACUGGCAGCUUGGUGGUAAAAGUGAUGUGUUCCUGUGGGGAGGUGGCCGCAAUGGACAACUGGCUGAUGCUGGAAAUAAUGCUAUAGUACCAACACUUGCUCCAUCGCUGACACAAGCUUUGCAGGUGGUUUGCGGGCAGAACUGUACCUUCCUCGUUCAGGCAAAUGGGACAGUUGUGGCUUUUGGGGAAGGUAGCUAUGGACGCUUGGGUCAAGGAAACUCUGAUGAUCUCCACACUCCUACCAUCAUUACAACAUUGCAGGGUUAUGUUGUGACCCGAUUAGCCACUUCAUGUGGAUCAGAUGGUCAUUCUAUGGCUCUAACUGAGAGCGGGGAAGUUUUUAGCUGGGGAGAUGGUGAUUAUGGAAAACUUGGGCAUGGAAACAGUGAAAGACAGCGCAGACCUAGACAAAUCGAGGCACUACAGGGAGAGGAUGUUGUGCAGCUCUCCUGUGGAUUUAAACAUUCGGCUGUGGUAACAGUUGAUGGAAAACUCUUCACAUUCGGGAGUGGAGAUUAUGGAAGGUUGGGUCUCAGGAGCACAUCUAACAAAAUGCUACCUGAAAAGGUUACUGCACUGGAGGAUUAUUCAAUAGGACAGGUGGCCUGUGGAUUGAAUCACACUCUUGUUGUCUCAUCGGAUGGAAUGAUAGUCUGGUCGUUCGGUGAUGGAGACUAUGGCAAACUGGGAUUAGGAGCUUGUACUGUUAAAUGCUGUCCCCAGAAAAUUGAAAGCCUUUGCAAUAAAGGAGUGAAGAAAGUAGCUUGUGGAACCCAGUUUUCUGUUGUACUGACAAAGGAUGGGCAUGUAUACACUUUUGGACAAGAGCGUCUUAUAGGUUUGCCGGAUUCAAUGCUGCGUAAUCAUAAUCGUCCACAGCAAGUUCCCGCACUGGAAGCAAUGUUUGUUGAAGAUAUUGCAGUGGGAUCAGAGCAUACACUUGCUUUGUGUUCUACAGGGGAUAUGUUCGCCUGGGGAUGCAAUGCUGAAGGCCAGCUUGGUCUAAGCCAUACCAACCAAGUAAAGGAGCCAACAUUGAUUGCUACACUUCAAGGGAAGAAUAUUCGUCAGAUUUCAGCGGGUCGAUGUCACAGUGCUGCAUGGACCACCCCGCCUCUUUCACCUUCAACUCCAGGUAGCACAAUUCCUGUUCAACUCGGUAUACCACAGAUGGUACCUCCGCAAUACAAUGUGCUUAAAGAGUGCAGCCCAGAAGUCCUUACAGAUAGGUUGCGUGUUCUAUUUCACUUCUCUGAUCUGAUGUACAAGUCUUGGCGACUGCUAAAUCUCAAUUCUAACCAUCAGACCAGUAUUUCACGGUAUAAUAUUGGAGCUUCAGCGAUAGCUCAAGGUCGGUUGAGAGGCCUCCUGUCUCCAAAAGUCAACAUUCUGCCACUAGUGCGAUCAAUAGGAAAAACUAUGAUUCAGGGAAAGACCUAUGGGCCUCAGAUCACGGUGAAGAGAAUUUCUGCAAGGGGGCGAUCAACCAAGCCUAUCUUCAUUCAGAUUGCCAAACAAGUUGUGCAGCUCAAUACCUCAGAAUUGAGGCUUCCAUCACGAGCUUGGAAAGUGAAGUUGAUUGGGGAAGGUGCUGAUGAUGCUGGUGGGGUAUUUGAUGACACAAUUACAGAAAUGUGCCAGGAAUUGGAAACUGGAGUGGUCGAUCUACUGAUUGCAACACCAAAUGGCACUGCCGAAGUUGGUAUCAAUAGAGACAGAUUCUUGCUUAACCCAUCAGCAUGUACUGCUGAGCAUCUCCAGCAGUUUAAGUUUUUGGGAAUCCUGAUGGCUGUGGCUAUUCGGACCAAGAAGCCGUUAGACCUACACCUAGCACCAUUUGUGUGGAAACAACUUUGUUCAAUCCCACUCACUUCUGAAGAUUUGGAGGAGGUUGACUUGCUUUACAUUCGGAACUUGUAUGGAAUCUUGAAUUUGGACAAUAGUGGGAUAACAGAGGAAAAUUUCCUUGAGAUGAUCCCUUUGGAUUCUUUUGUCGGCCAGAGUUCAAAUGGUAAGGUUGUUCCAAUAAUUCCUGGAGGAAGUAGUAUACCUUUGACUUUUGGAAACAGGAAGGAGUAUGUAGAGAGAGCAAUUGAAUAUAGAUUACAUGAACUGGAUCAACAGGUAGCAGCACUCAGACAGGGGAUGUCUGCCAUUGUCCCUGUACCUCUACUGUCUCUCCUUACAGAGAAACAACUUGAACAGCUUGUAUGUGGGAUGCCAGAAGUGAACGUAGAUACCUUAAAGAAAGUUGUACGUUACCGUGACAUUGUCGAAAACCAUCAACUACUGAGUUGGCUAUGGCAAACACUGCAAGAGUUUUCUAAUGAGGAGAGGGUGCUGUUUCUUCGUUUUGUCUCUGGUCGCUCCAGGCUGCCAGCCAACCCUGCAGACAUCACACAGAAGUUUCAGAUUAUUAAAGUGGACAGGCCAGUCGAUGGUCUUCCGACAGCCCAGACUUGUUUCUUCCAGCUUCGGCUGCCUCCUUACUCAAGCCAACAGGUGAUGGCAGAACGUUUACGCUAUGCCAUUCAGAAUUGCAGAUCAAUUGACAUGGACAACUACAUGCUCUCCAGGAACGCUGACACUGGAGAAGGUUCAGACAACGAAUACUAAGAGCUGCUAUUUCAAUGCAAUCAUAUCACCCUGAAAAUCAAUUUUUCAAUUAAAGGAACCUCAGGAGAAGAAAACAUGAACUAAGCAGCUUACAGAUAGCCGAACAUUUUUUUAAAUUGACCUUUUCUACUUUGCAGGAUACACACUUGCUACAUCACAAAAUUUUACACCAAAAAUGCACCAAUGUUACCUUUUAAAGAAAACUGUUUAGUUUGACUUUGUGCACUACUUAAAAUCAGGAAUUAACUAUAUCCUGUAAAAUUGUAAAAUUUUUUUUUGUAGAAAGCAUGUACAUGUGGUACAGUGACUAAGUACAGCACUUCGCCUAAUUGAAGCAUCUUGUGUACAGGACCAGGGUGAAUGAUUGCCAAACAGUAACCUGAUUAUGGAAACUUGACUAAGUAAAUCUGAUUCUUUGGUAUUAAAAUAAUUUUCCAUACCACACCGAACAAUAAAGGAUCUGGCAUGUGCUAACAACAUGCAUAGCAUUUUCUUCUGUGGCCAGUGCAUGUUCAUGUUUGGUACUGACUAACAAAACAAUAAUUAAAUAUUUGAUAGUAAAAAAAAUUGUAUCUUAGCACAUGAAUGUAAUCCAUUCUAUUGCUUAGAGCUAGUUCAGUGGGAACAAAAAGGAUUAUUUAUCCCUUGCAAUGAUUGAAUUGUUCAUUACAGAUCACAAAAAAUAUGCAGAUUUUAUUUGUUUUGCUAUAAUGAUUAUGAUGCAAAGUUAACUGAUACAAUACCAAGAAGGGAUUUACUAUUGCUUUAACUGCUUGUUAAGAGCAGUAUUUUUCAGGAGUUUUUUUAAAUCAAGGGUUGCUGUCUGUACUAAUCAAAAAAAAAUUCUGAUCUCCAACUUCAAAGAUGAGUAUUUUCAGAAUAUCAAGGAAUAAUAUUGAUUAUCAUCAUAUGUUCCCAGGCAACAUUCCCAACAGCUGAUAACUUCAAAACAACCUAUCAGUGUCUGAUUAGCUUCAAAAAUUUAAAAGCUGAAAGUGAGAAAAAUAAAUCAACAAACAUUCUUUCAAA
Molecule: messenger RNA, 15701 nt
Organism: Carcharodon carcharias (great white shark)
Lineage: Eukaryota; Metazoa; Chordata; Chondrichthyes; Lamniformes; Lamnidae
Product: probable E3 ubiquitin-protein ligase HERC1
Exons: 78
Coding region: 234-14672 (4812 amino acids)
Molecular function (GO): protein binding; ubiquitin-protein transferase activity
Source: RefSeq, a predicted model, not a curated record